Messenger RNA from Pterocles gutturalis (yellow-throated sandgrouse), 1655 nucleotides. RefSeq names its product DEAD (Asp-Glu-Ala-Asp) box polypeptide 43 (gene DDX43). The annotation marks the transcript as partial. The transcript is spliced from 15 exons. Gene Ontology annotation, molecular function: ATP binding; RNA helicase activity; RNA binding. Lineage: Eukaryota; Metazoa; Chordata; Aves; Pterocliformes; Pteroclidae. The record is from RefSeq and is a predicted model, not a curated record.
GUCGGGGCGGAACUAAAAUAAGAGAACUUGAGGAUUCGUCGGGUUCCAGGAUAAAGGUUAUAAGGGGAACGUAUGAAGCUGAAGUAAAGAUUUUUGGCAGUGUUGCUGUACAAAACAAAGCCAAGAUGUUGAUUGACAGUGCUGUUGCAAGAUCUGGACAAAGCUACAUUAGAGGAAAAACCUGGGACAUUAUCAAGCCUGAAAAUAACCCAAAGAAAUCAGUGAUUAACUGGGCCUCUCUUCGAGAAAACAGAGCUAAAUAUGAAGCUAUGAAGUGGGCAGACUUGCCUCCAAUUGAGAAAAACUUCUAUAAAGAAUUGUCAAGGACUGCAUCUAUGUCACAAGAAGAAGUGGAACUGUGGCGGAAAGAAAAUAAUAAUAUAAUUUGUGAUGACUUAAAAGAAGGUGAAAAGCGCUGCAUUCCCAAUCCUGUCUGUAAAUUUGAAGAUGUAUUUGAGCAUUAUCCUGAUCUUAUGGCCAAUAUAAGAAAAGUUGGUUUUCAAAAGCCUACACCAAUUCAGUCUCAGGCAUGGCCAAUCAUACUCCAAGGAAUUGAUCUUAUUGGGAUAGCACAGACUGGUACUGGGAAGACAUUAGCAUACUUAAUGCCUGGAUUCAUUCACUUGACUUCACAACCAAUAUCUAAAGAUCAGCGUGGGGGGCCAGGAAUGUUAGUCCUUGCUCCCACUCGAGAACUGGCACUUCAAGUAGAGGCAGAGUGUUCGAAGUACACAUACAAAGGAAUUAAAAGUAUUUGCAUAUAUGGUGGUGGGGACCGAAAAGGACAGAUAGACGUGGUUACCAAAGGUGUGGAUAUUGUUAUUGCUACUCCUGGCAGACUGAAUGAUCUUCAAAUGAACAACUUCAUAAAUUUGAAGAGCAUAACAUACUUGGUUUUAGAUGAGGCUGACAGAAUGUUGGAUAUGGGAUUUGAACCUCAGAUAAUGAAGAUCCUAAUUGAUGUGCGGCCUGACAGACAAACUGUUAUGACAAGUGCUACUUGGCCUGAUGGUGUUCGGCGCCUUGCGAAAUCCUAUUUGAAAAAUCCUAUGAUUGUAUAUGUUGGAACUCUUGACUUAGCAGCAGUAAAUACAGUAGAACAGAGAGUUACUGUUAUCGCUGAGGAGGAAAAGAGAGCUUUCAUGCAAUGCUUCAUUGACUCUAUGAAGCCAAAAGAUAAGGUCAUCAUUUUUGUGGGAAAAAAGCUUACAGCUGAUGAUUUAGCAAGCGACUUUGGUCUCCAAGGAAUUCCUGUACAGUCACUUCAUGGUAACAGGGAACAGUGUGAUCGAGAACAGGCUUUAGAUGAUUUCAAGAAAGGCAAAGUCAGAAUACUGGUAGCUACUGACUUAGCAUCCCGUGGUCUUGAUGUGCAUGAUAUUACUCAUGUUUUUAACUUUGACUUUCCUCGCAACAUAGAAGAAUAUGUUCAUAGAGUAGGUCGUACUGGAAGAGCAGGACGCACUGGGGAGGCAGUAACACUUGUCACUAGGAAAGACUGGAGGUUUGCAUCUGAGCUGAUUGAAAUUCUGCAAAGAGCAAACCAAGUAGUUCCUAAUGAGCUUAUUGCAAUGGCAGAAAGAUACGAACAAUUUCAAAUGAGAAGAGAAACUGAAAAGGGUAUACGAAGACCUCCGAGAAAGCCCUCAAAAUAA